GAGAGAGAGAUGACAGAUGCAGCUGUGCAGUUUUUUCUCAAAAAAACUGACAAUUGGUUGAGCAGAGAAUUAAACUUACCUGAUAACAUCAGGGCAAGAAUCAAGAGCUUGAAAGACGAGCUUGGGAUUAUGAGAGCCGUUUUCAAAGACAUCGAUAAUCAGAGAGAGCAGCACAACCAAAUCCGGGAGUGGAUUCAACAGCUUCGAAAUGUAAGCUAUGAAAUCGAGGAUGUUCUCGAUAUAAGGGCAUAUCAAAAGUACGCUCGUGAAAACACGCCCUGGUAUCACAUAGGAUCAAGAAUUGGAAAUCACUCAAUUGCAGACUUGAUAGAAGGGAUUGAAGAAAACCUAGAAAACAUCAAAAGUCGAAAAGCUGCUUACGAUAUCAGAUUUCCGUCCCAUCGUGCUUCAACUUCAACUUCAAGUGAUUAUGAACGGGAAGGAAUUGCUCCUUUGUACACACCAGAAGUUGAAAUUGUGGGUGUCGAGGAACAAAGGCAAGAACUUGCUUCUUGGGUACUUGAUAUUGAACGGGCUUACAAGGUGAUGUUCGUUGUGGGAAUGGGUGGAUCCGGCAAAACUGCACUCGUCAAACUGGUGUACGAUCAGCUCAAGACUGACUUCGAUUGCCAUAUUUGGCUCACUGCUUCAAAGUCUGUCAACAGCCAAGAACUCCUCUCGAUCAUGUUAAGCAAAUUACGCACGGAAACAGCGAAUUCUCCUCAAACACUCCAGGAUCUUGUCAGCAUGCUGAAUAAUUAUCUGCGAGAUAAAAGGUACCUUAUAAUUAUUGAUGAUUUGUGGACUAUAGAAGUGUGGGAUGAUGUCAAGUAUGCAUUACCUAAAGAUAAAUGCAGCAGAGUUAUAAUCACUACGAGACGAGGUGAUAUAUCUUCUUCCUGUAGAGAAAGCUCGGUCGAUGUGUACAAGAUCCAACCUUUGUCUUUUGAAAAGGCUCGAGAGCUCUUCGAGAGAAGAUGUCUGUUUCCUUCAGCAACAGGAACGCGUUUGUGGGCUGAAAAAAUCUUGAAAAGAUGUGAAGGGCUGCCACUUGGGGUCAUUGAAAUCGGAAAAGCUUUGUCAAACAGAUAUAAAAGUGAAUCCGAGUUGAAGAAACUACACGACAGUCUACAAGCAGAGCUUGCUUCAAGUUCAGGUCAACUGUCAAGCAUUAGAAGGGCACUGAUGUUGAGUUACGAUGAUUUGCCGGACCAUCUUAAAUUCUGCUUUCUGUACAUGACCAUGUUUCCGGACGAUUACUCUGUGAAGCGAAGAACAUUGAUUAGAUUGUGGAUAGCCGAAGGUCUUGUAGAGAAAGAGAAUGGCAAAGAAGUCGAAGAUAUUGGAGAAAAGUACCUCGAAGAGCUCAUGGAGAGGAACUUAAUACAGGCAAGUGAAUCGGACUUUGAUGGAAGGCCGCAAACUUGCCGACUCCAUAGCCUUAUGCACAAGAUUGCUCUUUCUAAAUCAGCAGAUGAGAAUUUCUGUACGGUUUGGAAAGAUCCUAAAGGUGAUAUUUCAAAGAAGACGCGAAGACUGUCAGUCCAGAGCACCGAAUUCGAUAUGCGAAUCGAAAUGCCAUGUUUCCCUCGUACCUUAUUCACAUCAAGCUUUUGUCUGAAGACGGCACCACGCAUUGGUUCCAGCUUGAAGCUACUGAAAACACUGCAUUUGGACGGUGCAUCCGUGGACACAUUUCCUAAAGGAAUCGAAAAGCUCUUACUACUGAAGUAUUUGUGCUUGAGCAACACAAGAAUCAAGAUGGUCCCUGUGUCCAUUGGUCGAUUGCAGCACCUCGAGACCUUAAAUCUCAAGCAAACAUUUGUGACAUCAGUGCCGGACACAUUGACUAAUCUGACAGAACUCCGACACUUGCUAAUUUGCCGUUACAAUUAUGAUCGUUUGCAGCUCCUCGAUGAGGUGAAUGGAUUCAAAGUACCAACCGAAAUAAGCAAAUUAACUCAUCUGCAAAAGCUAUCAUUUGUACGGGCAGAUAGUGAUGACAGAGUGAUUCAGGAGUUGCGAAAUCUGAAGGAGCUCAGGAAGCUAGCGAUUAUUGAUUUACCAAGAGACAGUGGUCCGAUUCUGUGCCAAGUCAUUCAAUCGUUAAGGAAUCUUCAUUCCUUGAGUAUGACGUCACUGAAGAGGGAAGAAACUCUAAAAAUUCAAGAAAUCAACAACCCGCCUCAACUCCUUCAACGUUUGUAUUUGAAAGGGCACUUGGAGAAGAUGCCACGCUGGAUCUCCAAACUUCAUGACCUUGUUAGACUACGUCUUAAGCAGUCUAGGCUGAGACAAGACAACAAUCCCAUCACAAUUCUCGGGGAACUUCCUAAUCUGUUGGAGCUCCAGUUGCUAGAUGCCUACACAGGAGUCCAGUUAGAUUUCGAAGUUGGAACGUUUCUGAAGCUAAAAGUACUAGAGUUCGAUCAAAUGAAAGAGCUGACAGUAAUCAUUAUUGACGAGGAGGCAUUACCGUGCCUUGAGAAACUCAUAAUAAGCCGAUGUCAGAGGUUGAGGCAUAUCCCAGUAGGCAUUGAGAACGUCACUCAACUCAAAGAGCUCCAUUUGGGUCACAUGCCGCCUCAUUUUAUCGAACCGCUUAAAAGAAAUGGUUCAAUGCGACAACUUGUUCAACAUAUUCAAAAGAUCGACUCCAGGAAUCAUCACGGUGCAUUGGAAGAUCUGUCAUAGAAUCUGAAAUUGGUAUGGAUUAGUGAAGAAUCUUUAUAGAAAGGGGAACAAGUUUCAAGACAGCUGUGUUAAAUUACAGUCCGAGACGGUUGAAUUGGUGAGAUUAGGAGCUGAAAAUUGAAACGAAGUUCUCGACUCAGUAGAUUUGUGAUUCGAAUUUUUUAAAUAUUAAAGCAGUGUUUUUCAUUUUGAAUCAAAAGAAACUCGAUUUUCAAAAUUUCUGAUUUUCUUUUGGAUCGUAGUGCAAUAUAAAUGAUAUUUCAAUUUUCGUUU
Molecule: messenger RNA, 2967 nt
Organism: Erythranthe guttata (spotted monkey flower)
Lineage: Eukaryota; Viridiplantae; Streptophyta; Magnoliopsida; Lamiales; Phrymaceae
Product: disease resistance protein RPM1
Biological process (GO): defense response to other organism
Molecular function (GO): ADP binding
Source: RefSeq, a predicted model, not a curated record